AAACCCCAAAGCAAACGGUGGCAGCGGCGACCCCUUCUCCAAGUUUCUCUUCUCUUCUCUUCUUUUACUUCUUUAUAUAUAUAAAUAUAUAAAUAUAUAUCCACUCUCUCUCGUAAUCUUCACCUUCAAUUCUUCUUCAUCAUGUCAACCCUCGCUCCCUCCUCCGAUGCUACCAAAGCUGCAGAUUUAUUGCAGAAUUUGUCCUUGGAUUCUGAGUCCAAGACCACCGGAGUUCCUGAGCCUGGGAAUAAGAGUGGUCCGGUUAAUGGGGGGACCAAGCCAUUUAACCUGAAUGCGAGCUUUGUUCCAAAUGGACAUCCAUCUACUGCAUACUAUUAUGGAGGUAAGGUUAUGAUACUACGCAAGUUGAUUGGAACAUUUAUUCCAGAUAUAUGAACCUUAACGGAGGGAUGACACAAGGUGUUUUGGGCGAUAACUGCUCUUAUUUGUACCAUCAAGGCUAUGGUUAUACACCAUAUGGAGCAUCCUUGCACCAUGAUGAUAAAGUCUAUGGGAUGCAACAGUAUCAGUACCCUUGUUCUUAUUACCAGUCUGCAGCAUCUACUGAUGGGUCAUUUGUUGCUAACAAAAUCAACACUCAACAAGGGAAAACAUCAACUGCAGUUAGUGCUGAACAUAUCCCUUCAUCUGCUGUUAUUAAUAAAGGAACUGUUGGUGUGGCCUAUGAAGAUUCUACAAAUAACAACGGGUUAAAGGAAUUUUUAUCAAGUUCCCAACAAUCAUUAUUGUAUUCAAAUGAUUCUUAUCAAAGGGCUGGUUUUCCUGUAUAUGCUCCUUUCUCGGGGUAUCAAGAUCCAAGAGUAGGUCCACAUGGGACUCAAACAGCAUUAUCUUCAGAUCCCUCGUUAUAUUCUGAUAAUAAGUCCAAUGAUGGAACAAAAAUUGGAUUAUCUUCACAAGCUGUGCCUGACAAAAACGGUUUCUCUCAAAGGAAUAUGGGUAUUCCUCAGCCACUUCCACAGUCCAUGAACUUACAUGGCUCCAUACAUUCAACUGGACUGGAACCAUUCUCUGGAUUCAUCAACGGGAUGUACCCAAGCAACACAGUGUACAGCCAAUAUGGAAACACAUACAGAGCUAGUUCUCAUUUUGGACCUGCUCCAUAUGGAUAUAAAGCAGGGUCUUUUAAUAACAAGCUUAAAGCCACGAGUGAUGGCCGCAUUGUUGAUCAUGCCAAAAGAAAUAUGGAUGGCUUUGGUGAGCUGAAUAAGGGACCAAGAUCUGGCGAUGGUUCUAAUGAUAAAAGUGUCAAAGGUCAUGUACCUGUCACCUUAUUACUCAAGGGACAGGAUCUUCCAAUUAAGAGUGACAACAAAGAAGUGUCUCUAGUUCCUAACAAGGAACAGUGCAACGGGGAAGAUUUUUCUGAGAAUUAUUCUGAUGCAAAAUUUUUUGUUAUCAAAUCUUAUAGUGAGGAUGAUAUUCAUAAAAGCAUAAAAUAUGGUGUUUGGGCAAGCACCCUUAAUGGAAACAAAAAACUGGAUGCUGCGUAUCAUCAAGCCAAGGAGAAUCCUGGCAACUGUCCUGUAUUUUUGCUAUUUUCGGUCAACACUAGUGGGCAAUUUGUUGGAUUGGCAGAGAUGGUGGGUCAGGUUGAUUUUGGUAGAACUUUGGAGUAUUGGCAGCAGGACAGGUGGACUGGUUGCUUUUCUGUGAAGUGGCAUAUCAUAAAGGAUAUCCCAAACAGUUUGUUGAGGCACAUAACGCUAGAAAACAAUGAAAACAAACCUGUUACUAACAGUAGGGACACUCAAGAGGUGAAGUUUGAGAAGGGUAUUAAAAUUCUCAAAAUUUUCAAGGAGCAUUCAAGCAAAACAUGCAUCCUGGAUGAUUUUGAUUUUUAUGAAAUUCGUGAAAAGAUGAUUCAAGAAAGAAAAUCCAAGGAACUACAAUUUUCCAAACAGGUUAGCAAGUCCAAUGAUUUAACAACGAAUGGGACAGUUAUAUUGCCCCAUUCUCAUGAUGGAGCCUUGCUGAAUGAACCAGCUUCUACAGAUGAAGCAGGACGAAAGGAGAAGCUGGUAGAAGUAAAUGGAUCAACUCAAGCAUCUGAAUAGAUGUGCUAAACCAGUUACAGUGCUAGACAGAAGAGUGGUUAAAAACGUGUAGUUUUCUAGUAUCACCCUCCCCCUAUUGUCAAUCCAUUUUCAUGCAUUCCUUUAGUAUGGAGCGAGUUUUGGUGCUUCUUUCCUGUUCGUAGUUAUCCUUGUUUGACCUUGGUAUUGUAGUGGAUCUAAUCUUGCACACCUCUUUUUGAAGAAAAGUUAUAAAGUGAGAAUGAAAAUAAUGAGUUAAAUUA
Molecule: messenger RNA, 2320 nt
Organism: Cajanus cajan (pigeon pea)
Lineage: Eukaryota; Viridiplantae; Streptophyta; Magnoliopsida; Fabales; Fabaceae
Source: RefSeq, a predicted model, not a curated record